AUGGCACCACUGGUGGGCUACGGCAGCAGUGACGAGGAGGAGGAUGAGGUUCAGUCACCCGAAGUUCUGGAAACAAAAGAAGUUUCAAACGAUCCAACAAUAAAACCGUCACAGGAGGAAAACGUGGCGGAGAAGGAGGCUCAAGUCUCACCACCGCCACAACCGUCACAACCCAAAGCAGAGCAGCCUGUCCCAGCACCACAACUAGAACCAGUAUUGCCAUCAGGCUCAGCCACCAUGGGCCCAAGUCUACCCCCAGAAGAUCAAGCAGAAGCCUACCCGGAGCAGAUGGAUGAGGACCUGGAAGAGGAUGUCCAAGGAGACCAAGCCCGACCGCCAUUAUCGCCAUACUCAGCCAACCGUGCCCUGCUGCACCAGCUCACCCUCCCCACAGUCCCAGAUAUGGACAUCCCCCCAUCACCACCCCCAGGCUCCCCGCCAUCAGACGCAAGGCACGCAGCCCUCACCUCGAAGUUCGACAAGUUCCUCGAGCUCAAGCGCACCAAGGGCGUGCACUUCAACGCCCGCAUCGCCGACUCGCACGCCUUCCGGAACCCGGAGCAGACCGACAAGCUGCUGGGCUUCAUCGGCAUCGACACCAAGUUCGACAGGGACUCCGGUGCGGGGGCCGGCCAGUACGCCACCACGCUGCCCGCCGACCUCUGGGACCCUGCCGGCUUCCCUGCCUGGGCGUAUCGCGGCCAGCUGCGCCGGGCGCAGGAGAAGGUGUCCAAGGAGCGGGCGAGGGCUCAGGGGGAGGCGGUGCAGUUUGUUCCGGCGGCGGAUCCUUAG
Diaporthe citri is the source of this 792-nucleotide messenger RNA. RefSeq lists its product as uncharacterized. Gene Ontology annotation, cellular component: nucleus. Gene Ontology annotation, biological process: regulation of DNA-templated transcription. The record is from RefSeq and is a predicted model, not a curated record. Bases 1 to 792 code for a protein of 263 amino acids. The transcript is spliced from 2 exons. NCBI's taxonomy places the organism in Eukaryota, Fungi, Ascomycota, Sordariomycetes, Diaporthales, Diaporthaceae.